Esox lucius (northern pike) is the source of this 1014-nucleotide messenger RNA. RefSeq names its product hairy-related 1 (gene her1). Gene Ontology annotation, biological process: regulation of transcription by RNA polymerase II; regulation of neurogenesis; anterior/posterior pattern specification. Bases 1 to 1014 code for a protein of 337 amino acids. Gene Ontology annotation, cellular component: nucleus. The transcript is spliced from 4 exons. The record is from RefSeq and is a predicted model, not a curated record. NCBI's taxonomy places the organism in Eukaryota, Metazoa, Chordata, Actinopteri, Esociformes, Esocidae. Gene Ontology annotation, molecular function: DNA-binding transcription factor activity, RNA polymerase II-specific; protein dimerization activity; RNA polymerase II cis-regulatory region sequence-specific DNA binding.
AUGAAUAAUCGUAAAGCCAUAAAGAGGGUUCUCAAACCCGUGAUUGAAAAGAAGAGGCGUGACAGGAUUAAUCAACGCUUGGAUGAGCUACGGACUAUUCUGCUAAGGAACACUUCUGACAUGAGGCUAAAAAAUCCAAAAUUGGAAAAAGCUGAAAUUUUAGAGUUGACUGUUGAUUAUAUAAGAAGAAAAGCAAAUGGAAAGGACAGCAAAGAAAAUAUAAUGAAAGAGUCCUCGGCUCCAGUAACUAGCACUGUGACCUCCCAGAAUAUAAGCACCAUACAGGAGAACACACAGCCCCUACACAACCCUAUAUACAGUGCAGGUUUCAGAGAAUGCAUCUCUCGACUGGACAACUACAUAGACAGCGUGGACCCCUCCCAGAGAGAGAGCUUUGUCCAGGAAAUGAGGGACCACCUGGAUACCCACAGUGCCUUCUCUCAGGGGAGGGUGCAGAGCCCGGCCUUUCCCCUGGACCUCCAGCCUUGGGGGCUUACAGCAGAAGGACCAUGCUUCAUGAGCAGAGGCCCGAACAGGAAGGACAGCACAGUGACGGGUCAUCAACGAGCCAGCAGGGAGGCCACGUUCCCCUACAUCAACACCUCUCUUCCCAUCUAUCCCAACACCUUUGUGCUCCACCACCACCACCCAGCAACACAUACUCAACACCUCUCACCCCCAUACCCAUCUCCCCCUUACUCCCUCUCCCCCCCACCCUCCCCCUGUUACUCAAGUUCCUUGUCACCUUUCACCAGCACCCCUCCAUUCCUCUCCUUGCCAUGCCACUUCCCCUUCCCUUCCUCCCCCUCUCAGCUUUCCUCAGAUUCCUUGUCAUCCUCUUGUCACAAUACAUCUCAGGCUGUGGGGCCUCUGGUACCAUCCCAUCCUCCCUUGGUGUCUAGUACCCCCACACCUCUCCGUCCCUUUGGCCCUUUGCCCGAUGCCCCAAUAAGGACUCUGAGGCGGUCACUAUUUCAGAUCCAGCCCCAGACAGUAUGGAGGCCCUGGUCCUGA